Molecule: messenger RNA, 4008 nt
Organism: Phalacrocorax carbo (great cormorant)
Lineage: Eukaryota; Metazoa; Chordata; Aves; Suliformes; Phalacrocoracidae
Source: RefSeq, a predicted model, not a curated record
CGCCCGGAGGAGCGGGGCGGAGCGGGGCGGCAUGGCGGCGGUGCCGGGAGGCCUCUUCGCCGUGUACAAGCCGGCGGGGGUGGCCUGGAACCGCGUCCGUGAGGCAGUGGAGACGCGGCUGCUGCGCGAGCUGAACGCGGCGCCGGGGCGACCCCCGCGGCAGCACAUCCGUUUCUUGCCGGCCCCGGCUGGUGGCGACGGCGGGGCGGCGGGGCUGGUGGCGGCGAGGGUGCCGGUGCUGGCCGACCACCCCCUCGUCCGAGGCCCGCGGUUCAGGCGGCUGAAGAUCGGAGCGGGUCACCGGCUGGACGUGAAGGCCUCGGGAGUCUUCGUGCUUGGCAUAGGCGAUGGGAACAAGCUACUCACUGAUCUGUACAACUGCCACCUGACCAAGGUUUACACUGUCAGUGGGCUGUUUGGUAAAGCCACUGAUGACUUCUCAGACACAGGGAAGCUAGUGGAGAAGACAACAUUUGACCAUAUCACAAGGGAGAAGGUGGAACGGAUUCUCGCUGUCAUUCAAGGAACAAAUCAUAAGGCCCUGCUGAUGUAUUCUAACAUUGAUAUGAAAACACAAGAGGCAUACGAGCUGGCUGUCAAAGGGUUGAUUCGCCCCAUGGGAAAAAGUGCUCCUAUAAUCACAGCGAUCCGAUGCCUCCAGUUCACGCUUCCAGAAUUCCAGCUAGAAGUCCAUUGCUUGCACGAGACUCAGCAGUACCUCCGAAAAAUAGUUCAUGAGAUUGGUCUGGAGCUGAAAUCAUCUGCCGUGUGCACACAAGUGCGAAGAAUACGCGAUGGUGUUUUCACCCUGGAUGAUGCUCUCCUGAGAACCCAGUGGAAUCUGCAGAGUAUACAGAAGGCAAUUUGGGACUGUCAGCUUAAAGUGAAAACAGAGUUAGAGAAAACACUAGGCCAUCAGGAUAAAAGUCAUCUCCAUAAGAUGGAUGCUGAGAUGGCCCACGCUGCAGACUGCUGAGUGCGUGCUACGGCGGGAACGUCCACAAGCAACCUCUAUUGUAGCACAGCUACAUGCUGACAGCAUGAUGGACAGCAGAAGGAAAGAGGUUAAUUGCAGUUCACUUCCACCCUUUCCUUGAAAUGACUUUAAUCAGAGAGGCAUUUUUUUCAGUGACAGGCUGUAUGGUUUUUUUUAAAGCAUCACAAACAGUUCAUUAACAGGAAUUAGCUGUGCCAAAAUUCCUGUUGACUUGGGGAACGUUAGGUUGCUAAGAUAUAAAAACCCAUCCCCAAAUUGUUUAGCAGCAGGAAAUAGAGUGUCUUACAGGGCUGUAUUCCCUUGAUUGCACAGAUUUAUUUGUUCUUGCAACUGGCAGCAUAAUUUAUGUACUCUAUGGAUUUCGUUUUCCCCUCUGCUGCCCUAGAGUAUUUUCUUUCCAUUAGCCCUGCUUUCAGACACAUAAGCGCUCAAAAUCAGACUAAAAGAGGGAUGUGCAGGAGAAAAGACACCUUACACAAAGCAACGCAAGGAAAUGGUUAUAUCCAGGGAAGAGGCUUGUAAUAGGGACUGAUGCACAAUAUACACCAGAAAUAAAACUGAAAGUGACCUAAAGGGGAAGAGGCUGUUUCUUGGCUCAGUGCACAUCUGUAAGUACACUGACUCAUUAAAAAAAAAAAAAAAAAGAGCAUGCUGCCUUUUUUCCCCCACCCCCGGAAAGGAACCAAUGUGCUCAGGGGCCUGUGGUAUCCUGCUCUGCAGCAGCUCCAAGCCAACAGCAUGUACUGCCCUUCAGCAAAACUCUGUAAGCUCUGUAAUACUAUUUGUUAUCUGUUAGCUCAUUAUAGCUGGGUCUGACGUAGCAGAAAUAGACUUUCUAAAUCUAAGUUAAAAAUCUGAAGUACCGUAACCAUUAUUACACCCACUACUUUUCCAGCUAUACACAUUGUUAGAGAGUUUGGAGAUUUACUUAUAGAAAUCAGUAGAAGAGAUUUGUGCUAUUCCUCUUCUGGAUUUGGACAAAGGCCAGCAUAUUUUAUCCCCCAGAUAGCUGUUAAGGUAACAAGAAGUAACUCUGGAAGGAGCAGUAAGAGGGGCUGUGAUGAAGUGGCAGAGUCCAGUCCUGUCCUGAAGCAUCCCAGGAGUCAUUGACUUAAACUCUGGAAAUCUUUCAGUUGUUCUGGUUUCCCUGCUCUGCACAGAGCAGCCAGAACAGCAGCAGAGCAUAGCUGCCACCUCAUGGCACGUUACCAUGCCAGCUGCCGAGCCGCAGGGACUCCCCAAGGGCAGUUUGCUCUUACCUCGGCUGGUUGGUUCUGCACGUGUUCAUCCUCCAUGGACAAGGGACCGAGGUCAGGGCACCUUCCUUGGACAACUGCCUUGUGCUGACUGAAGUGGAAACCCAUCACCACGGAAGCAUGCGUUCUGGAGCUGGGCAGAACACUUGCACAGGUACAGCUGCAAGUUUUAAUACUAGUGCUCCUAGCUCCAACAAGGUAGAGAAGAAAAGAUGGACUUCUCAGUCCUUACAUAAUCUUUGGUAACUUUGGUAAAUGGAGUACGCUUCAUCCCAUGCAGCUUACACCUAAGGCAAACUGAAGGAAUUUUUGUAUAUACUUCCCAUUGCAAAAACCAUUUCCAGCUGCAUGUGCCAUUGCAAUACUAACAUUUUGUUAGUCUGGCAAUAACUCUGGGCUAAACCAGUUCUUUCACACAGAAAAUACCAGCCAAAACAGCAAUGUGCAUUUUGAGAACAAAGUUAGUAUUUCCCAGUUCUAGCCUUGUGACAUUUUUUUCCCUUCUCUUAAAACUACUCCAAAACACAGGAGUCUCUCACACUUGGCAAGAGGAGGGUUAUGGUGGGGAGGAUGUACCUGUAACCAUAUGCACGAGUCCAUUCUUACAUGGCCACAGUAAAUACCCUCCAGAGAAGUACAGCUGCACAUUAGCUGGGAUUUGCUUGAAUGAAUCACAGAGUACAGGUAUGUUGUCUGUCCCCCUGCUUUAGCCCCCUCCCCAGGGCUUUUGGGGUAAAACAAGAUACUUAAUCCCAAUGUUUCUGCACCAGGUCCAGAACAGAAAGCACAAACCCAAUUCUCUAUUCUCAGCAGCAGCCUUUGCAACCAUUUUCUGGUUUUCAAGCGCUACAAAGACAGAUUGAUUUGAUUCAAAUUUGGAAGUGAGCAGACUGCAGCAUGGGCCUGACUGGGGACCAGGGGGAAACUUACUGGCAGGAAGAUCUUAGAAGUAGAAAUGGACCAAAGGACAUCAAGCUUGAUUGAAAAAGGGACAAUGGAUCUGCAGUCAGCAGAGCACUUCAUCACUUAGAACUGCACGAAGCAGCCAAAUUUAGUCUGUACAGUCACCCUCAAUCCUAACACCUGACAUUGAAACAUUCAUGCGCUCAACAUAAUUUUGUGUUUGGACACCGCUCACUUUCACAGUGACUCUGCAUUUAGGGGAGAGUAAAGGUAAUUCUGCACCUACCCAUUACUUGGUAGUGCUGCCAUGCUGCCUCCAUUAAGAGCCCUCAGAAACAUUUGAAUAAUAGAUGUUAUAGUUAUCUCAGAAUAGAGUUUAAGAAUUUGUUCCCAGGUUCAUGCAAUGUUUUAUAGGCUCUUAAAGUGAAUUACUGAGAAACGUGAUAGGUGCUUUAUUCAGACUGGAUGUUCAAUACAACUUCACAUUUUGCCAUUUACAACAGAAAUGAUACAAAAACCUCUAGAUACCAGAGCAGUUAAGUACAAAAGCAUGGAACAUCCAGACUUAUCCAGAUCAUAAAACAAAACCAAACCCCCAAACCACCACAACUUCAGCCUUCCUCCCUCCCUAUUUCUGAGGGUUUUUUGUUUUCUUUCAAAGCAGCUAGUACAUUGCACAUUCAUACACCCACACUUCCUCUAUCCAUUCAGUAAUAGCUACUUCCACCUGCAGAUUAGUGUAUCCAAAUAGCCCCUGGAUGUUGUGAUGUUGUAGAGAAGCAAAGGCUCGACAGGAAGAGUCUUAACAUCAACCUGAAUUAAAACCCCUCCAAUAAAAAAAAAAAAUCAAAA